AUGCCCGGCGUGGCGCCGCCUCAAACACCUCACCGGCUGCUUGCCGCUCGCGCCUGGCCCGCCCUACGCAUUACGGUGGCAGCGGUAUCCCAGACUCCCCGUCGACUACCGCAUCGCAGGCACCUCACCAGCCCGGCGCAAUGUGGCGCGUUGAGCUCCCCGUCGUCGACAUCCUCUGUGUGCCCGGAACAAAAGCAAUACUCACCGUCCGGCAUGGCGGCAGCGCAAGGCCAAGGCGAGGAGCGGCCGCUGUACAAGGACGCGUCGGCGCCGGUGGAGGCGCGCGUGCGCGACCUGCUGGGCCGCAUGACGCUGCGGGAGAAGGCGGGGCAGAUGGCCCAGGUCGAGCUCUCCGUGGCGUCGCCCCGCGCCCUCGCGGAGCUCGGCGUCGGCAGCCUCCUCAACGGCGGCGGCAGGCCGCCCUUCGAUGGCGCCUCCCCGUCCGACUGGGCCGGCGUGGUCGACGGCAUGCAGCGCCUCGCGCUCUCGUCCCGCCUCGCCGUCCCCAUCAUCUACGGCAUCGACGCCGUCCACGGCAACAACAACGUCGUCGGCGCCACCAUCUUCCCCCACAGCGUCGGCCUCGGAGCCUCCAGGGAUGCCGAGCUUGUGCGGAAGAUCGGCGAGGCGACGGCGCUCGAGGUUCGCGCCACCGGCAUGCACUGGACCUUCGCCCCCUGCGUCGCCGUUUGUAGGGAUUCGAGGUGGGGGAGAUGCUACGAGAGCUACAGCGAGGACCCGGAGAUGGUGCGCUCCUUCACCACCAUCGUCGCCGGCCUGCAGGGCCAGCCACCGGCAGACCACCCCCAUGGCUACCCGUUCCUCCAUUCCGUUAGGGAGAAUGUGCUUGCAUGUGCCAAGCAUUAUGUAGGGGAUGGUGGCACUCACAAGGGGAUCAAUGAAGGGAACACCAUUUGCUCUCUGGACGAUUUGGAAAGGAUCCACAUGAAACCUUACCCUGAUUGUAUAAGUCAAGGGGUGGCAACGGUCAUGGCAUCCUUCUCUCAAUGGAAUGGGGAGCCGUUACAUGCCAGCCACCAUUUGCUCACCGAUGUUUUAAAGGGCAAGUUAGGCUUCCAGGGCUUUGUGGUGUCGGACUGGGAAGGUAUUGACCAUCUUUGCGAGCCUCGAGGGUCGGAUUAUCGACAUUGCAUUGCCCAAGCAGUAAAUGCUGGAAUGGAUAUGGUUAUGAUACCUUUCAGAUUUGAGAAAUUCUUGGAAGAUCUUGUGUUCUUGGUGGAGACGGGGGAGAUACCUUUAUCACGAAUUGAUGACGCCGUUGAGAGGAUUCUAAGAGUUAAGUUCGUAUCUGGAGUUUUUGAGCAUCCGUUUUCAGAUCCAGCUCUACUCAACGUAAUUGGUUGCAAGGAGCAUCGUCUGCUAGCACGUGAGGCUGUUCGAAAGUCUUUGGUGCUUUUGAAAAAUGGCAAGAAUCGGAAGGAACCUUUCCUCCCCUUAGCCAAGAAUGCAACAAGAAUACUCGUCACAGGGACACAUGCUGACAAUGUUGGAUACCAGUGCGGUGGGUGGACAAUAUCUUGGCAUGGUGAUAGUGGAAAGAUUACUCCGGGUACAAGCAUAUUAGAGGCCAUACAACAAUCUGUGGAAGUGGAAACUGAAGUUGUGUAUGAUGAAUGCCCAAUAGAUGCUACCAUUGAAGCAGGCAAAUUUUCUUAUGCAGUUGUCGUAAUUGGUGAGGUACCCUAUGCAGAAAGCUUGGGGGAUAGAACCGACCUCAGUAUUCCAUUCAAUGGUUCCGAUCUUAUUACUCGUGUUGCCAAUAAAGUCCCUACCCUAGUGAUUGUUAUAUCUGGAAGGCCCUUGGUUAUUGAGCCGCAAGUACUUGAGAAGGUAGAUGCUCUAGUUGCCGCUUGGCUGCCCGGAAGUGAGGGCAUGGGAGUUGCUGAUUGCCUCUUUGGAGACCAUGAUUUUGUGGGCACGUUGCCUGUAACUUGGUUUAGAUAUGACGACCAGCUGCCUAUAAAUAUUGGAGGUGCUAAUUAUGAUCCAUUAUUUCCUUUUGGAUAUGGACUCAAAUGUUCAAAAGCCAUGGAGAUUUAG
This is a messenger RNA of Triticum turgidum subsp. durum (durum wheat), 2061 nucleotides long. Lineage: Eukaryota; Viridiplantae; Streptophyta; Magnoliopsida; Poales; Poaceae. The record is from the annotation of a GenBank genome assembly.